AAAAUUAUUCCUUCGCACACUCCAUCACUGGCUGCUAGAAUGUUUCUAAUGAAUGCGCCUCCUGUGGUUUCCCUGCAGUCAAAAUGGGAGUCUUUUGGACAGCCAGGAAGUUUUAGAUUUCCGGCGUGCUUCUCGGAAUCUGAAGAUGAUAUUGCCAGAGCAUCCGUAAGCGCAAAAGUUCAGAUGAUCAUAAACAACCUGCAAAGCGAGGAGACUUCCUUGGGCGUGAACAAUGAGUGUAUUAUGCAGAAGAAUCAAAAGGUAGAUCAGCGCAGUGAUGCCAGACCUGCAACCAAUGCUCUGACAUGUAAAGAGUACCAUCGUUGCUCCGCCGAGUUUGACGGCCCAGAGGAGAAAGGGAUUUCUGAAUUUGGGCCCCUGGUUUUGGAUUCAGAUAGUGAUGAUUCUGUGGACCGGGAUAUAGAGGAAGCCAUUCAGGAGUACUUGAAAAAGAAGAGCCACCCCGUCCAGUCGUUACCAAACGAGAAAGAGCAUUCAGGUACUACAGGUGAGGAGAGCAGAUGCAGACCAGACCUCUCCCAGAAAAGCGUGACUUCCGGCCUACUCUCUGUGAAGUUUAAAGCAGGUGUGGUCUCGGAAAGCUUCAUCCACAACCGCUUGGAAGUCGAUGACAGGCUGAGGUCUGUUUCUCCUCUUAGUGUGAGUAGCGACGACUCUUUCGAACGGAGCAUCCAAGCUGAAAUCGAACAGUUCCUAAAUCAGAAGAGACAACGGGAAAUCCACAAGCAUGAUGAUUCAGUGAAUCAGAAACCAGAGAAGAGAGAGUCCCCCGUGAAAUCAGCUUUUAAAUCAAGCAAAGAAUCAACCAGCAAGCCACGUCGCCAGGCUGGGAAGCAAGACUGUAAGGAGCUGCUCCUCGGACCAUCCUCGGGGUUGGAGAAAACGGUUCAGACCAAGGACUUGAAAUCUAAGGUCAGUGCAGAACCUGAAAACUUGAGUCAAGCCGAUGAGUUCCCUUUGAAGCCCGGAGCCCCUUGCUGCCCCACGGAAACAGCUCCGAAUAAAAGCGAAGGUAAGAGCACUGUCUGGGCAACUCAAAGGGGACAGAGAACCAAAAGUCUGGCUUUAGAGAAUGAUCCCUCCGACUCCAGUAGCGAUGAUGGCAUCGAGGAAGCCAUCCAGCUCUACCAGUUGGAGAAAACAAGGAAGGCCACCAAUCUUACAGUGGACUGUGGCCUGUUGCAGGACGCACAGCCCCAGCCAGAGAGUAGGGUAACAUUUUCCGAAAGCUUCUCGCUGGGUUCCCCAAAAAGUGCCUUGCCAGAAAACCAUAACAGACCAUUACGGAGCAAAAGGAAAAGGGUGACUACGAAAGUUACAGAAUCGGGCCAGGGAAGCAACAGCUCGAGCAAACUCUUGAAACCACUGAAAGAAACCAAAGUUUCUACACCUCCGGUGAACAAAAUCGCCAAAUGUGAAUUUCCAACCCAGGUCUCCUGCCGAGCCGACUCAUCCGCUGAGUUAAUAUGCGCGGAAGCUAUUCUCGACAUUUCCAAAACCAUAAUGCCAUCCCCUGUGGAAAGCGGCGACAGGUCGCUUUCCGCCAACCCUUUCCUCGGUUCCCAAAGCGUGCCUUCCCACCCUGUCGGUGACGACAGCUCAGUGGACAGCGACGAUAGCAUAGAACAAGAAAUCAGAACCUUUCUGGCCCUCAAAGCCCAGUCAGAAAGUCUGUCGGCAAAGCCUCAAAACCUUUCCCAGACUGUUCAGGAUCCACUGUUGCCGGGAAGCAAUAACCAGGCUGGGGACGAUGAGGCUUCUCUCACCAACACGCUGAAAUUAUCACUGAGUCACAAAAAAAAACUUAAAGGGGAAAAGAAAACAGCAAAACUGAUGUCACAGAAAACCCCUAAGGAGUUGGAGAAGGAAAGGCCCCAGGAGGCUAACUGUAGUAAAGGAAAAAUACUCCUGUGCCAAGAGAACCAUCAAUGGAGCAGAGAGUGUAGACCCCAUGAAGCUGAAAAGUGUGUUGAUGAAUCCAGGUGUCAGCUUCUCUCUUCAGAAUUAGCUGGGCUGAUCGAUAAGCACAUGACCCUAGAUCUGAGGCACAGUUUAUCACAGGUCUGUGGUAGAGCGGGUCAGGGGAGAAAUGUGGAACUAGAAAGGUCCGGAACCGAGGACAAAAGCAGUUCGUUGGACAGCGAUGAGGACCUGGAUACUGCAAUUAAGGAUCUUUUGAGAUCAAAGCGGAAACUAAAGAAAAAGCCCAGGGACCACAAAACUCCCUGCAAGAAGAAGGUCAGGUUUAGUGGCACCGAAACACUGUUUUUGGACAAACUUGAUAGCCUCCAAAGAGACUGGAAAGACAACCAUCCCAGUGUGCUGAAGAGCUGCCUCUCGACAUCAAAAAAAGACAACAGGGAGAAUGCAGUGAAAAAGCCUACCCUGAACACCUGUAAGAGCCGGUCAGAAAAUAAUGUCCAGUUUUCAUUCCAAGUCAAAAAGCAAUCUGAUGCCAAACCAGUUUGGGUUACAGAUGGUUUGGAAGCUAGCGAAAAUCGGCACCCCGUGCUAAGCCCCAUCUCAUUGUCAGAUGACAGCAGCGCAGUUGAUAGCGACGAUAGCAUCGAGCAAGAAAUUCGAAAAUUUUUGGCAGAGAAGGCCAGAGUCUCCCUAAAUAGCUCCGAGGGUCCAGGGGGUAACGUGCCGAGCGUUGGUGCAGUGGGUAUCUCUCGUUUGGAGAUGGCUCAUUCGCUGGAGCAUCGGGCUACUUUGUCAUCACAUCAAAGUCAGAGGAGUAAAAUAGCCUCUCAGCCAGGAGCGGGACUGAAAAACUCAGCAAAAACUGUAAUGCAAAGUGCAAUAAACCCCUUAUAUGAUGGUGGGAAAAGUACAUCCUGUACCGAGACUGUCUACCUCCAUUCUACUUUGUCUUUAAAAGCAAAAUGUGAGACAGUGCCUACAGAAAAUAGCACCGGCCACGCGUCUGUAAAAGAAGGACCAAUAGGUCAGAAACACAUCUACAACAGAGACCAAAAUCAAAAAAGUCCUAAAUCCACCAGUAUCGAAAGGGACGUCAGUGAGUUGAGCAAUUGUAUCAGUGCUUUCGCCAGUUCAGGAAAAGAUAGCAGUUUUCAGCUAAAAUUACCUAGCAUGUGUGCGGCUGAUCAAGUGUCUGGUCUUAAAAGGGAGCCAAAUUUGUUUCUGAGCCACAGGCAACUUGGACGGAGUGAUUUAGUCCACCAGGCAGUGCUCCGUAGCUCCACUGCCCUUGACGGUGAAGGUAGAGAAACGGUGAGGAAAGGGAGGCUCGGACAUGAGGAAGAGAAAGGAAUAAAGAAACAGGUAAAGUGUCCUGUGACCCAUGCAAUAAAAGCAAAGCCAAAUCUACCAUUAGCUGCAGCUUAUGUAAAAACGGAGGCGAUGCCUGCUCCGAUUCAGACUCAGCUUUUUAAUUUCAGAGAAAGUGCUUCCUGGAGAGGCAAACGAGCCAGUUUUUUUGAUUCCUAUCGGGGCACUGCAGUGCUAGUACCCUCCAGCCCAGCAGUAAGAAGGAACAAAGUGAGCCCCUGCCCAAUAAAGCAUGAAAGGUCAAAUCUGACCCUCCAGAAGGAAGGCGUGACUUGGCAGAACAGUAAUGUCCAAGCAGGGCUGAAGCGGCAUGAAAUAAGAAACUCGUGCUCUGAAGGAAAAACCUUAAAUUUCAGAGGUAGAUGUACUGAUUCCCAAAGUGACCCAGACCAUGAUGUAGAGACAGAUUCCAGUGAAUUUAGUGACACCCCUAUAGAGGAAUGCAGAAGUGCAUUAGCGAAGGGAAAGAGCCCAAAUUUGUAAGUACACUUUCGUGCAGUUUUCACACCAGUCAUUUUAGAAAUAUUAACUUGGUGUAAGUAUAUUGGUAAAACAGGAACUGAAAAGGGAAAACUAUCCAUUGGUAGAUCCUGCUCUUCAGAUUCUGUGUAAAUAUGUAUACUAAUAAAAACAGUGCUAUUUAACAGGAAUGCCCUGGGUAAAUGUAAGUUUUGUAGAAUUUUGUAAAUUAUUUAAAGUACUUUAACAAAACUAUUUUUAAAAAAUAGUUCAUUUUCUAGACAACGCAGUUGCGAUGUUCAGUAGGCACCAAAUUAUUAGCAACGGUGAGAUGGUGUCCUGGUAAUUACUAUCACCGCCAGAGUGAAAGAGGACUUUUUAAGAUAUUGAGCAUUUGGUCAGUUGCCAGUCAAUAAUUUAAGAUGCUUGAAAAUGCUUAAAACAUAAAAACGAUAACAGGAGGAAUCUUUAAAAUGGCAGCCAAUUCACGUGUUUCAUAGAAGAGGUGCUGUGUUUAGGACAAUCGCUCUCAAAACAAUUUUCCAUCCAGAACAGAACACACUUCUAAGGCAUCACCUCUUACUUAAGUCCGGUCUCAACUGAUCCCAAAAGCGUGUUCUCUAAAAACAUCUCAUCAGGAUUUUGAGAUCAGGAAAAGCUUCAAAGCACAAUUGCAAAUGGGUAAUUCGAAUGGGCUAUUUACUUCUGCAUGUAGAAAUCUCUAGAACGGUUAUUUUUAACGACAGCAUCAAAUGUACUAUACAUUACAUAGUUCUGAGGUCUAGGAGGCAAAAAGCGUCUAACCUUGUCUAGUUACUGUGCAAUUAUAAAAAAGAUUUGUGUCCUACUAAAUUAAGUUUUUUCAGCCACUUUGUUCAUUUUUAACAAUGGUUGCGCAAGACGAAGGUGCAUAUGUUCAGUUUUUUUUUCCCUUAUUGCUGGUGUGUGCAAAACAGUAAGCCCUGUUUAGAACUUGUGAAGAAGGUAGUCAAAGCCUUCUCAGUUUUCUUGGGGUACUUGUUUGAGUGAACACAUUUCAGAUACUUUCAGUCCCCAAAUCAUUCCACCAUUUUUAUGGAACUGUUGCCUGUAUUUCCAACAGAGGUGAACAGAUUAGUCUGUAUUCCCUGUACUCAAUAUUGGAUUUAUUUUCCCACUUUACAUUGAAAUGGUAUCCCUUCUCCCCGUUUUCCUGAUAGAAGGCCGCCUUGAGCCAUUUCAGUAAGGCUGGUGGCUGUUGUCCGUAAUGGGACAAAUGUUGUCAAGGAUAUCUUCAGUGUUGCAUCCCGUGGUCUCUGAUUUGAUGGUACUCUGUAGUGGCAUAGAGUGCCAUUAAUUCUAUGGUAUUAUAAAGGAAAAAAAAAUGGCAGCUUACGUACAGCCUUCUUUUGUGUGGGUAUAGUGCUGCUGGGUAUUACAACUUCACAACAUUCAACAGACUUUUAAUGGUCUGACCAGAUUUUUGAAGAGGAAAAAGAAAUCGUUUUGUUUUAAACUUUUUAGCUGCUCCUAACUAACUUUGCAAUGAUGUAUCUAGAACAAUGUUUUGUCCUUAGUUAUGAAUUGGUAUUUUAAAAUUUAGAUUGGUUUUUUAACUAGGUUCUUUUUUCCAUGAAAAGCUGUAAAUCAUUUUUAUACCCAAAUGUGGAAACACUGUAUUGUCUGUAAAAACUGUGUUUAAUGUCUCUUCAGUUCAAAGUUGCAGUAAGACCCACCUUUAAGGUUUCAGUCUCUGUCUAAAGUUCUGAUUAGUGAGUGUGUGUUUUGUAACAUAUUAGUUCACUUAAGUGCUUCCAGGUAAAAUGCAAUCCCAUGUGAUUUGUGCUUUAAACUUCAUUUAAUUUUUAAACAGCACUUUUUAAAUUAAAACAAAAACUGUUUGGUUUGUAUAUAAGAAAUGGUAUAAAUUCAUAACUUUAUAAAACUAAUAAACUGAGUACUGCUCAU
This is a messenger RNA of Tachyglossus aculeatus (Australian echidna), 5718 nucleotides long. It is a transcript of the gene PPP1R26, whose product is annotated as protein phosphatase 1 regulatory subunit 26. Gene Ontology annotation, biological process: negative regulation of phosphatase activity. Gene Ontology annotation, molecular function: protein phosphatase inhibitor activity. Bases 40 to 3795 code for a protein of 1251 amino acids. The transcript has a single exon. NCBI's taxonomy places the organism in Eukaryota, Metazoa, Chordata, Mammalia, Monotremata, Tachyglossidae. The record is from RefSeq and is a predicted model, not a curated record.